Molecule: messenger RNA, 264 nt
Organism: Protopolystoma xenopodis
Lineage: Eukaryota; Metazoa; Platyhelminthes; Monogenea; Polystomatidea; Polystomatidae
Source: the annotation of a GenBank genome assembly
AUGUCCGUCACUAGAGGCACGAAAUCUCACCGCGGAUCCAACGGGGCCGCACAAACCAAUAUUCGAAGUCACAGGGAAACCCUCACGGACCGCCGGCCUCCAGCCGAAAUGAAAGUCUCCUCUCAGCAAAAGACCGGCCUCGAGGGCUACUUAAAUAGAGAACAAGUAGCGCCGCCGUUCGCGACAGUAAACACGGACGAAUCCAGACCAGACCCGGACCGGCAAGGCGUAGCUAACGCGGAAAGACACCAAGUCGCGACCUAA